This is a messenger RNA of Hibiscus syriacus, 450 nucleotides long. RefSeq lists its product as uncharacterized. NCBI's taxonomy places the organism in Eukaryota, Viridiplantae, Streptophyta, Magnoliopsida, Malvales, Malvaceae. Bases 1 to 450 code for a protein of 149 amino acids. The transcript has 3 exons. The record is from RefSeq and is a predicted model, not a curated record.
AUGUCGACGUAUAGAGUGCUUACUCAAACCUUGGCUAAUGAUGAAUCUAGCAAAUGGAAAAUGGUUUGGGGACUCAACAGCCCCCAAAGGCCUAGAACUUUCUUAUGGCUCACACUCCAUGGAAGGUUGCUAACGAAUGAAGAAAGGUUUCGAAGGCAUAUAGCGGACUCCACCAAGGGCACUAUUUGUUACUCUGAGAAUGGAUCAUCUCUGAUACCAAGGGCCAAUGCAAUUACUCGAUUCCGACCUUACAUUGGGGAGUUCUUUUUGCGACAGUCUGUUGGAAGUUAUAGAAGCGAAGACUGGGUAAAGGCUAACACAGAUGGGGCCAUGGGAGGUCCGAAUCUAAUGGCUGCAGCUGGGGGCGUUAUUCGAGAUUCACAAGGGGACUGGAUUAUCAGUUUUGCAAGAAGCUUAGGUAUAUGCUCGACGAAACAUGCCGAAACAUAG